This is a messenger RNA of Brassica napus (rape), 4265 nucleotides long. RefSeq lists its product as uncharacterized. The record is from RefSeq and is a predicted model, not a curated record. NCBI's taxonomy places the organism in Eukaryota, Viridiplantae, Streptophyta, Magnoliopsida, Brassicales, Brassicaceae. The transcript has 2 exons. Bases 1690 to 4260 code for a protein of 856 amino acids.
CUGUCGAACGGUUCUUUGAUGUGUUGUGAUUUUGCAUAGUUUUAGCUUUGUUAUUUCAUAUAUAUUCAUGCAUUAACCUUACAUUUAUUUGCAUUUAGAGUCUAUUGCAUGUACAUUUGCAUCUUGUAGGUGUUGGAUGAAUUGUUUGGAGUUUUGGAGGUGAUUAGAGCACAAAAGGAGCUUUCGAGGAGUCUUGAACCGAACGUGUGAAAGACAAGCAUGGAUGAAGGUCUUAAAGAUAUCUUUUGAAACUUGUCUUUUGGGAAGACAUGGUAAAUUGAGUUAGCUUUACAAUGGAGGUGGUUUCAAGUCGUUUGGAGCUGUAUUGAGGGAUUUAUGAUCAAAAUACUACACACAUAUCAGUGUGUGCAACAUGGAGAAAGUGGAGAAAACUUUAAUGAGUGAGUUUUAUCUCUUUAAAGCUUGCAACAUGGGGGAUGGGUUGUCUAUCAUGAGUUUGGUGGCUCUUUUGGCCUAACUUUCUCUACCUUUUCUGAAGAGGCAAGACUACUUUGGCCAUAUGAAGGGGCAAAAGGUGUUCUAUAAUGGAAGAAAGUGGAGAAUAACUUUUAUGAGUGUGUUUUAUGCUUUAUGCUUUCACAUGAUGGAUGUGUUGUCAUCCUCCUUUACUUAGGCUAUAAAAGAGACUGCAAGGGGAAGGAGGAAGACACAAUACACAGAGUACAAUACAACAAAGAGUAGAGAGUGAAAGUUUUAUAGUUUCAUAUUUUGUAUUUUGAGAGUUUGAGAAAAAACAUUUGUUCUUGGAGUGUUCUUGAAGUUUAUGUUAUAAAGUCUUGUUUUCCUUUAGCCAUUCUCUUCAUCUAAUUUCUGUUUUUUUUGUUUUCAUAUAUCAUAUCAUCUUGGUUAUGCUUCUAUCCAUCAUGGGAUUAAGUGUAAACAAGAUGAUUAGUGAGUAAUCACUCUUAGGAUCAAUGGGUUAGGUAGAUUAAUGGGUGAUUAGGGAAGAGUUAAGGUGUUCUAAUGGUUAAAUGCUUAGAUUUCUAUGCUUACUAAGUAUUCUUAAUGCUAGAUUAAUUUUGGCCAUUUUAAUUUAGAUUCUAAGUGUUUGUAGGGCAUCGAAAGUGUUUGCAUAAUGCUUGAAUGGACCUAGUAAAGCUCUAGCUUGAAUAACCAAGGAAUUGUUGUUAGGAUUGCUAGAUGGUUAGUAGACUAGAACUUAAUGUAUGUUUGAGUGAACAAAACGAACGGAAGUUGAUGUUUAGUUCAUAAUUGCAUAAGGGUUUCUACCACGGGAGUGGAUUAAUCUAAAUUGAAUGAAAUCUAGACCAAUAGAAAGUUAAGAUUAUUUGAAGUUAGACGCCUUGAUUUAGAACUAUCACCUUGAAAUCAAUUGCCUAUAUACCCAUUGGUUCUUCUUUGUUAUAUUUGAAUUAAAACUCAAGUUAUUUCGCACUAUUACUUGUUACAAACAAACAUCAUUUGAUUGCACUUAGAUUGAGAUAAAUGGCUUGCAUUCUUAGUGCUUAGAAUCACUAGAGAUUGGAUUGACAUCUUAAGUACUACAACACUUAAGGAUUAAACUUAUCCUUUAUCAAGUUUUGGCGCCGUUGCCAUUCUCUAGAUUGAUUUUGACAUUAGGAUUUGGUCAUUACUUGAGACUAAGUCUUAUUUUUCAUUUUUAAGUUACUAAUUAUCUAUCUUCAUCUCUAUUUGGAUGACAGGUGCAUGAACUUGAGAAGCAAAGGAUCAACAAAUCUUGCACCAAGAGUGGACAACAUCAAAGCCUUAGAAAGAGAGUUGGGAAGACAGAGAAGAGAAAGAGAAAUACAAGCCCACUUACAUAGAUUGGGGCUUGAGAUGGAGAGAAACCCGAAUCAACCGGAAGGUGUCUAUGAAGUUGAUGAUCAUAGACAAAAUGUCCAAGGAGUUCCUCCUGGAGCUGCUCAAGAGGAACAUGGCCAAGGAGCUGCAAACCUUAGGCCUCAAAAUCAACAACGCCUGGGAAGAUCCAUUGGCACUUAUGAUCAACCUAACAUAAAUGGGAAUAGGUUGGGCAUUAGGGCACCGCCAGUUGCCAACAACAAUUUCGAGAUCAAGUCAAGCCUCAUCAACAUGAUUGAAAACAACAAGUACCAUGGACUUGCCUUGGAAGACCCACUAGAUCACCUUGACAGAUUUGAUAAGUACUGUGGCUUGUCAAAAACAAAUGGAGUUUCAGAGGAUGCUUUCAAGCUCAGAUUGUUUCCCUUCUCUUUGGGAGACAAGGCUCACACUUGGGAGAAAAACAUCUCAAGUGAUACUAUCACCACUUGGGAUGAAUGCAAGAAGGCCUUCCUCAACAAGUUCUUCUCAGCUACAAGGACUGCCAACCUUAGAAAUCAGAUCUCUGGUUUUCAACAAAGAGGACUUGAAGGAUUUUUAGACGCAUGGGAGAGAUUCAGAAGCUACCUGUCUCAAUGUCCUCACCAUGGCUUCAACAAUGAGAGCUUGCUAAGCACUUUCUACAGAGGAGUCUUGCCUAAAUUCAAAAGCCAGCUUGACACUGCAAGCAAUGGAAACUUCUUGGGGAGGACUGUGGAAGAUGCUUUAGAACUCUUGGAGAACAUGACACAGAGUGACUCUGUCUACAAUGAUGAAUAUGAUAGAAGAGACAGAGGUGGUGGAGGAGAAGAUAUGACCACAAAGAGGGAGCUGAAAGCACUUCAAGACAAGAUUGACAUGCUACUAUCAGAAAAGACCAAGAAAGAGGAGUUACAUAUGGUUGCUGAAGUUGAUAGAGUAGAAUGCCAAGAAGAUAUGUACUAUGUCAAUGCUCAGGGUACAUGGUACAAGAAGGAGCCUGACUAUCAAUACCAGAACAACUACCAACAGAAACCCUUCUACAACAACCAACAGAAGCCAUUCAACAACUACCAGCCAAGACCAUUCUACAACAAUCAGCCUAAGCCAUUCUACAACAACAACCAAGGUGGUUACCAACCCAAACAGAACUUCCCUCCUGGAUUCUCACCAAAACCAAGUCAACCUGCACAAGACCAAGCUGGAUCAUCAACACAACCUCCACAAGAGAGUAGUACUGAAGCUAUGCUGAAACAAUUAUUGGAGGGACAAGCAAGAAGUGAGAAACAAUUAGGGUAUGAGCUGGAAAAUCUCCACAACAAGAUUGAUGGGAAUUACCAUGAUCUAAACAACAAGUUCAAAGCCUUGGAGAACCAGUUUGUCUCUAUGACAGCCAGCUCAAGUCGCCAACAAGGUUCCCUACUUGGAAAGCCUGAACAAAACCCAAAGGAGACAAUAAAGGCAAUCACCCUAAGGAGUGGAAGAGAGUUGCCUCCUAAAGUUCUCAUUAAGGAUAAUGAGAAACAAGGUGGGGAGGUGGUCAUCAAUGUAGAUGAUGAUGUGGUGAUUGUGGAUGAGAAGACUAAUGAGGAAAUCUUGGAGAAGAUAGUUGAAGCUAAGGGCAAGAGAAAGAUUGGAGAGGAGAAAGUUGAGAACAAAAAUGAGGCUGCUACAUCAACAAAGGAGAAAUUGUUCACUCCUCCUCCCUAUGAGCCAAAGCUUCCCUUUCCUGGAAGAUUCAAGAAGCAACUCCUAGAGAAGUACAAAGCCUUGUUUGACAAGCAAAUGAGUGAAGUUCAUCUCACCAUGCCCAUAAUUGAUGCAUUUAUGCUGGUUCCACAAUACAGCAAGUUCUUGAAAGAUGCUGUAGAACAAAAGAAGAAAGAGAUGGAAGGGAUGGUGAUUCUUACUCAUGAGUGCAGCGCCAUUAUUCAGAGACUGACUGUCCCAAGGAAGCUAGAAGACCCUGGUAGUUUCACCCUGCCAUGCGCCAUUGGACCUUUGACAUUUGAGAGAUGUCUAUGUGAUUUGGGAGCAAGUGUCAGCCUCAUGCCACUAUCCAUUGCCAAGAAGCUUGGGUUUACACAAUAUAAAAAGUGCAAGAUCUCUUUGGUGCUAGCUGAUCGAUCUGUCAAGCUCCCCAUUGGCAUCCUAGAAGAUCUUCUUGUCAAGAUAGGAAAUUGUGAAGUGCUUACUGACUUUGUAGUGCUUGAGAUGGAUGAAGAGCCUAGAGAUCCUUUGAUCUUUGGAAGACCUUUUUUGGCAACUGCUGGAGCAAUGGUGAAUGUGAGAGAUGGCACAAUUGAUCUCCACCUUGAAAAAGAUCACACUCUCCAUUUUGAUAUCAAGGAGAUGAUGAAGAAGCCCACAACUCAAAGAGAAAUAUUCUACAUUGAUGAGAUGGAUGUCUUGGCUGAUGAUUUCCUUGAGGAGUUAGCGAUUGAGGACUCUCUUUAACAUGC